GCAGCUUUUGGCAUCUAUGGUAUUGGGCACUGCUUGUUUUUCUUCAUUCUUCAACCCGUUGAAUUAUUCUUCUUGGAAAUUGGAAUAGGUGACCACGGGAAAUGGGUUUGACUUGCCGGUAUAGCCUCCUCCUGUCUUUGUGGCUUGUGGGUUACUUACAUACCUAUAUAACAUACAUAAUACACACAUUUGUUUUGCAAUUUGUUCUGCUACUUUAUUUGCUUUAUGCUCAAGCACGUAAUGAAGUCAGAACUGUGUAGACUUCUUGGUGAUGAUCAAAUUCAAACCUGUAUUCUAUUGCCACAAGCCCCAUGAAAGGAAUGGGAACACCAAAUCUUGGGCCCAAAACGUGGGUAUUUCUUUAAUUGCACAGGUUUCAUGCUUUUUGAACUUCCCUUUCUGAUUGAUGGUGAUUGAAGGUAAUCUCCAUUUCCUUGUACCCUUUAAUGCCCAGUCAUAUUCAUACUGAGUUCUGUUACGUUCGCUGUCUGAUCUAAGUCUGGCCAAAACUAUUACCUUCUUUGCUCUUAAUAGUAUCUCAAUCUGUAUCGUUGUUGAAAACCUUGAUUGUUCUUGGCUCUAAAUAGUAUUCAUGGGUAUCUACCUAAAUCCUUGUUGAAAACCUUUGAUUGUUUGAUAUACUACUUGUCUUGGUGAUUUUUUCGAUUGGUAAUCACUCUUUCCGUCCAAGUUUGUGAUUCUUAUCUACUCGAAAUACUCAUGUCGUAGUUUCUAAAUGAAGAUUAGCAUAAGUGAUUGAGGAUCCAUCAUUUAGUACCUUAAUCAGUAUAUGCUAAUCUGCCCUUUGGAAUUCGUGAACAUAUUUUCUGGUGCCCGCUUGUUUUUCCUCCAAAUUUUGGCAACAUAUUGGCCAUUGCCUUCUCUGAUUUUAUUUCCUAAACAUAGGUAUUACCCAGUUGAAAUUUAUUAGCCACUUUAUAUACCCAUUACUUAUUCCUUCUAUUUAGUUGCGAACAGAUAGUUCAAGAAACACAUUGUUAAUAUGUUUGCAUCAUAAGUAUCGAUGUCAUCUUGCUGUGGCCUUCCCCUUCUUGAAUGUGUGUACUGUUUGGCUUGUGGCCGUUGGGCGUGGAAGAAACUCCUUUACGCAGCAGGAAAUGAAAGUAAGAAUUGGGGCAUUGCCACUGCUGCUGAAUUUGAGCCUGUACCUCGCAUGUGCCGGUAUAUUCUCGCAGUCUAUGAAGAAGAUCUUCGUAACCCAAUUUGGGCCCCACCUGGUGGAUAUGGUAUGAAUCCCGAUUGGGUAGUUUUACGAAGAAGCUACGAAGAAACCGAGGGAAGGGUUUCUCCAUACUUGAUAUACCUUGAUCAAGAUAAUGCUGAUAUAGUCUUACUAAUCAGAGGGCUAAAUUUGGCAAAGGAAAGUGAUUAUUUGGUCUUACUUGAUAACAAAUUGGGGCAAACAAAAUUCGAUGGAGGUUAUGUUCAUAACGGGCUAUUGAGGGCAGCACAAUGGGUAUUUGAUGCAGAGUCUGAGAUUUUGAGGGAAUUAAUUGAGAGACAUCCGAGCUACACUUUGACUUUUGCUGGGCAUUCUCUGGGUGCAGGGGCAGUAGCACUGUUAGCAAUGUUGGUCAUCCAGAAUAGGGGACAUUUGGGAAAUAUUGAGAGGAAUAGAAUUAGGUGCUUUGCCAUUGCUCCUGCUAGGUGUGUAUCGCUAAAUUUGGCUGUGAGAUAUGCAGAUAUCAUCAAUUCUGUCGUGCUUCAGGAUGAUUUCUUGCCUCGGACAACCACGGCUCUGGAAAAUCUUGUGAAUUUUCUUUUCUGUUUGCCAUGCUUACUAUGCAUACUCUGCCUGAAGGAUACAUGCAUAUUAGAUGAGAAGAGGCUUCAAGAUCCGAGGCGGCUCUAUGCACCUGGUCGUCUCUAUCACAUCAUAGUGCGGAAGCCCUUCAGGUUUGGAACAAUUCCCCCGAAGGUGAGGACAGCGGUACCUGUAGAUGGGAGAUUUGAGCAUCUAGUCCUGUCUUGCAACUUAACUUCUGACCAUUCCAUUAUUUGGAUAGAGAGAGAAUCCCAAAGGGCUCUUGAUUUAAUGAUGGAGACAGAGCGAAUUAUGGAGAUUCCGGCACAGCAGAGGAUGGAGCGGCAGGUCUCUCUUGCUAGAGAGCACAGUGAGGAGUACAAGGCAGCCUUACAAAGGACUGUAGCACUGGAUGUGCAGGAAGCUCACUCACCUUCUUCAUAUGGAACCUUCGACGAAAUAAACGAGGAAGGGGAUAAUUGCAGCAGUUCACGGACAGAAUUUUCUUUCGUGUCAUCCAAGAGGAGGAAAGAGAGCUGGGAUGAUUUGGCUGGUCGCCUUUUUGACAUUGAUGAGUCUGGGCAGAUGGUACUGAAGAAGUAGUAGGCCUUUGUACGGUGGCUAAAUGAAGCUUUAUAGAAUACAAAGUCAUUUUUUUGUUCAUGUGUUCACAUUGUAUGAUUCUUUAGGAAUUCAAAAGGGCUAGUUGUAUCAGCAGAUUUAGUUGUUCGAAUGUUCGUAUUGAAUGAUUGUUGAGGAAUUCAAAAUGGCUAGUUGUAUCAGCAGAUUUAGUUGUAAAGGAUUGUUGAUUUUUCAUGGCAA
This is a messenger RNA of Rhododendron vialii, 2587 nucleotides long. RefSeq lists its product as uncharacterized. The record is from RefSeq and is a predicted model, not a curated record. Bases 1025 to 2368 code for a protein of 447 amino acids. Lineage: Eukaryota; Viridiplantae; Streptophyta; Magnoliopsida; Ericales; Ericaceae. The transcript is spliced from 5 exons. Gene Ontology annotation, biological process: lipid catabolic process.